Penicillium bovifimosum is the source of this 2865-nucleotide messenger RNA. RefSeq names its product oxysterol-binding protein related protein OSH3. Gene Ontology annotation, cellular component: perinuclear endoplasmic reticulum; intracellular membrane-bounded organelle; plasma membrane. Gene Ontology annotation, biological process: ER to Golgi ceramide transport; piecemeal microautophagy of the nucleus; endocytosis. NCBI's taxonomy places the organism in Eukaryota, Fungi, Ascomycota, Eurotiomycetes, Eurotiales, Aspergillaceae. The transcript is spliced from 2 exons. The record is from RefSeq and is a predicted model, not a curated record. Bases 1 to 2865 code for a protein of 954 amino acids. Gene Ontology annotation, molecular function: sterol binding.
AUGGCGGCCAUGGAGGAGCUGGAGAUUCACAGCAAAUCUUACUUUGUUCGUUGGAUCAAUGUCAGCGCGAAUCAUACAAUCUCCUGGAGUAUUCAACCUCAUAAGAAGUCCGUCAACUUUGGCAUCUUCAAACACCCGGGCCAAUCUUCUGCUCUGAGCUCCCAUAUUCCGGCCUCCGAUUCCCAGAGCACCGAUUCCACUGAGAACCUCCCCGCAACUGCGAACGCCGGGGCGCGACAACAACAGUCCGCUGCUAUUGAGAAGCUGACCGCGAUCGGGCUCAAAACAAUCAAAUGGAUCGGCAAGUGUGAGGCAGACAGAAUUACUCAGGGCACAUACGAUGUCUCGGCUAGUGAGGGGGGCAAUUAUGCGCUCGUCUUCGACAACACUUUCUCCAAACAGAUCUCGAAGACCUUGACACUUGUCCUACUCACCUAUCCGACGGGCCUCCAGCCACAUACCUCUGCGUUGACCGUUCCCCCCGGAUGCCAGCCAGCGGCGUCGACCGAAUCCCUGACGCAACCCCAGACUCGCCGACGAGCGAACAGUCGAGCUACACUCAGCUCGCACCAGGCCGAUGUGUCGAACCAGAGUGUUCACACGGGACUGUUGCAGAAGCGGCGACGAAAGCGUCACCAAGGCUGGGCGCGUCGCUUCUUUUCGUUGGACUUUACCUCGAGCACCCUGUCAUACUACCAUGACCGCAAUUCGGCUGCAUUACGUGGCGCAAUUCCGCUGUCGCUAGCGGCUGUUGCGACUAACGAAAAGUCUCGUGAGAUCUCCAUUGACUCAGGGGCUGAGAUCUGGCAUCUGCGUGCCAGUAAUGAGCAUGAGUUCGGUGCCUGGAAGCGUGCUCUGGAGAAGGCCUCCUCCAAAGCCACUCCCAAGGACAAUGGCAGAGCUGCCCCUCCGCAGCUGCGGCUUUAUGCUCCUUCGCAACCCUGCCCGGCAGAGGAGCAUGAAUGGACGCGCGUGGAGAGCCUUGUUAGCCAAGUUUCUGGGUCGCGAGAUGCCAUCCGCCGCCUUGCCAAGGAUACAGACCCGAAGUAUCUUGCUUCGCCGCUCCCAACGCCUGUUGACCGGCCUCGUUCGCGGGGUCGAUCCCCCAGUCCCCAGCCUAGUGCGCACGAGACUGCGGCCAGUGAAGAGACAAGGCGGCCAUUCUGGAAGCGCAAGCCAAGUGGACAGUCGGGUACCGCUAGCAAGCGUGCGCCAGCUAGUACCGCGAACUCUAACUCGUCGCAGUUGGUGGUGCCUCCUGCUGACAGCAAGGCAAAGCCAGCCAGUAUCAUGAGCCACGCCGAUAACAUGGAUGAGAUCCACGAUCAUCUGAUGGCGGUACUGCGCGAUCUUGAUCACGCUGUAUCUGAAUUCUCCACGUUGAUCGCCCAGAGCAAAGAGCGACGGCAUCCGCCUCAGCCAUCUAUGGUUCCCCGGCGGAGCAUGGAAUCCGACAUCUCGCAGGAAUUCUUCGACGCAACAGAUGGGGGUGGUGACAGAUCUCCCCUCCUGACCAUUCAAGACAGCGACGACGAAGGUCCCAAGGAGGACCGCACCACCACCGCUGCCGAGGAAGUCGAGGACGACGCCCCCUCCGACAGCGACGACGAAUCCGCAACUCGCCAGGAAAGCGGCACAGCAUCAAGCCUGUUCCCAGUGAAAGCAAAAUCGCUGACCCCGCUACCUCUGGACCCCGUGAACCGCCGCACAAACAUCCUCGCCCCAACAGUCCUGCCGCCAAGCUUGAUCGGUUUCCUCCGCAAGAACGUCGGCAAGGACCUGUCCACAAUCUCAAUGCCCGUAUCCGCCAACGAGCCCCUCUCGCUCUUGCAACGAGCCGCCGAGGUCGUAGAGUACUCCACCCUCCUCGACGAAGCCGCCCAAUCCUCCGACCCCGUCGAACGCCUGAUGUACGUAACCGCCUUCGCCCUGUCCUCCUUCUCCAGCAACCGCGUCCGCGAACGCGCCAUCCGCAAACCAUUCAACCCCAUGCUGGGCGAGACCUACGAGCUCAUCCGCGAAGACCGCGGCUUCCGCUUCAUCGCCGAGAAAGUCUCCCACCGCCCCGUCCAACUCGCCUACCAAGCCGACAGCAAAGAAUGGUCCCUCUCGCAGUCCCCCAUGCCCAGCCAGAAAUUCUGGGGCAAAUCCGCCGAAAUCACAACCGAAGGCCGCAUCCGCAUCUCCCUCCACGCAUCCGGCGACCGCUAUAGCUGGACACCGGCAACAUCCUUCCUGCGCAACAUCAUCGCCGGCGAGAAAUACGUCGAGCCCGUCGGCGAACUGGCUAUCACUAACGAAUCUACCGGCCACCGAUCCAUCUCAACUUUCAAAGCUGGCGGCAUGUUCUCCGGUCGCAGUGAGGAAGUUACCACCCGUGCUGUCGACGCUAAUAAUCACCCACUCAGUCUCGGUCUGACUGGCUCAUGGCCUGCAUCCCUGUCUCUCACCCGCGACGGUAAUCCUACUACAACCAUCUGGUCUGCCGGUCCGCUGGUCCCUUCCGCGCCAAAACACUACGGUCUUACCGCGUUUGCGGCUGCGUUGAAUGAAAUCACACCGAUUGAGGAGAAUCGUCUUCCGCCGACCGACUCGCGAUUGCGUCCUGAUCAGCGCGCGCUGGAAGAUGGGGAUCUGGACCGUGCGGAGGAGGUGAAGGUGAGGCUUGAGGAGGGUCAGAGGGCGCGGAGGCGUGAGAUGGAGAAUGCGGGCGAGAGUUGGGUUCCGAGGUGGUUUACAAGGAUUGAUGGGGAUUCGGAUGGGGAGGUUGCUUGGAGACUUAAGGGGGGCAAGGAUGGGUAUUGGGAGGAGAGGGCUAAGGGGAGCUGGUCUAGUGUUGUGCCUGUUUUUGAGGAUCGGGGCUAG